UGAAGUGAUAAGAAAUUCUUUAUAAUUAUUGCAUUUAUUACGUAUGAUUUCAUGGUCAUACAUGCAUACAUCUAUACGCUAACAAAGAAUAAUGUUAGUUUAUUGUAAAAUAAACACCCGCAGCUCUUUAAACAGAAACAACAAUAGCUGGAUAACGUUUAAAAUACUUUAAAAAAAAAGUGUGUAACGGAACGGAAGUUGCAAAAGGAUAUGCGUCGUGCGUGCACAAAACAAUGCAUUCAAUUUAUCAGGGGUUACAAAGGGCAAAAAUCUAUAGUUUAAAUACGGCAGUGGAUGCAUUUUUAUGUUAACACAGACUAUUGGAAAAACAAAAAAAAAUUAUAAUAACUCGUUAUAUUUUUAUUUUCAAACAUUACGCAUAUCCGCGCGAGUUAUGGUUUAUAAACAUUACGUAUACGUGCUUGCAAUGCAUAAUGAAAUAAUAAAAAGUAUAAAGUGAAAAAAACAAAAAAAAAAAAACGAAAAAUAUGAAAAAGCGUUAUCAAUGUGCUAGUUAUAAGUACGUAAAGCGUUCUUUUAUUUUUUUUAUUUUCUUCAUUGCUAUUAAACGAUUAUAAGCAGUUGAGUGAGAUUGCUUUUGCCUGUAAUUUUUGGAUUUGAUUCAAUAUUGUGCGAUUUCAUUAUUUAUGACUUUUCUUCUGUUCUGCUGCGUCGUCUGCUAGCACACAUCAUUGUACAUGACUACAGAUAUAAUUUUCAUUGUAAAUGUAAUCUACCGCAUUGCCAUUCAUAGAUGUAUGUACUUAUAUUUAUGUGAAUAAUCCUUCGCAUAAAUUUCUCAAUGUUUAUGUACUAUAUAUGUUUGUAUAUAUAUGUAUAUAUCAUAUAUGAUAUAAGAAAUGUGAAUGUAAGUUACGUACAGUGAACAUAACAAAUUCAACUUUAAUUUCAACUAAACGCGAACUGAGGACAGACACCCGAAGCAGAGGAAACCAAAAGAAAAACUACAAUAUUAAAAAAAGUCGAAAAUGCUUUUUAUAGAAAACUUAGAAAGAUGUCAUCAUCGCAAAUAUGAGGAAAAGUGCAUCGCUUUUUUUUGAUGUCAUAAAGGAAAAUAAAGCGACGAGUUCAGUGGAAAUAUUUAUAAAAAAAAAAAAAAGAAAAAAAUCCUUAUAAUUGAAGCUUAACUUUAUAAGAGAAUACGAUUAUGAUAAAAGAAAUUUACGAAAGUUUCUAUCGUCAGUUGUUCUUGUUCCUGUUAAUGAAGAAAAAGUGAAAUAAAACUAAGAUUUCGCAUAAAUGAAAUGAAGUGAUAUUUGUGCUUACGUAUUUCAUCUGAAGACAUGUCAGAAAAUGUUAUAAAGUGAGGAGAAUGUACGGUAAUUUCAAAUCAGAAUCACGUUGCCCUCGGUAACUGUAACUAACGUACGUUGUAUUGGUCACGUUGUUGCCAAAAACAAAUUACAAAUAGAAACCGUGUAUAUGUUCAACAAUGUGCAAGUAUGCGCAUAUUGAUAGUUUAACGCUUAGAUUGAUGUAAAUUAAUAAGCGCGUACACAUGAACGUGCCUAAAGCGUUAAAUCAAUCACUGAAAAGAAAAUAUGUUAACAUACAUGUAUAUACAUAUAUAUAGCAACUAGAAGAACAACACAAGCAGAGAAUAUAAACUAAAAGUACAACGAGUUCAACGGAAAAUAUUUAACAUACAGCAAAAAAAAAAAAAAAAGAAGAAAGUUAAGCAAACUCUUCACAGCAUUCGGGCAUUCCUUCCCUCUGCGCAUCGUCAUACACUCCUUGCAUUAGAUUUCUUUUUUUUUUUUGCAUAAUUUAAAUUUUAAAUUUCACAGUCAGUGUAGUAUAGUUUUUACUUUUAUCUCAACGUCGCAUUUUUAGUUUUUAGCCAAAUGUACGGUCCACGCGUUCGCGCCUCAAUCGAAACGUGACACAUGGCUAUGUAUUAUUAUGCUAGUAAAAUAUCAGCCAUCGCUUGCGGUACACGUUGCAAACAAACUGUCCUACAAAAGUCUCGCGGUCAACGUGAUCGUGAUAAAUGCACGGCCAAUUCUGGUGGGAAAACGCGUUCACAUAUCUACACAGACACCGAUGAUGAUGACGAUACGGACGAUAGAGAAGGUAUACGUAACAAUGGUGGCAGAAGUGCUGGCUUACAUAUGCAAGAUUAUAAUAACGAUGACAAUGAUUUCGCUAUGGCCGCCAACGGUCGAAUUUAUGUUACGGAUACAAAUGAGGCAGGAACAACGGAAACAUCGGUAUCAACUUUAUUCUCAACUAAUGACACUGGAAUUGAAAUUCCCAGCUCCUCCGAUGGUAUACGUUACAGACGUAGACAUAGCGAGCAGUUGGAUAUUUGUGAUACGGGGUUGCAAAAACUUGAGGUUUCUAACAAUACAACAACUGCAUCAAUAGCCAAGAACAGUAGCGACAACACAUCCAGUUAUAUGGACAAAAGUGUUGAAGUUCAAUAUGAUGUACCCAAGAAUACACACAAGCGUAGCCAAUGUGAUGUCAAUUUUGAGAGUUCGGUUUUGGGUUCUGGUGGUAUUAUGUACAUAAACGGUAGAAUAGUUUCUGGUCCAUUAGAAUCACUUAUAGACGUAUUAGUGCCAAAAAAUAUAAACGACUUAGAUAAGGAAUUCAUUUUUUCGUUUCUACUAUCGUCACGUUUGUAUUUGCGUCCACAUGUAUUGUUGGGCAAACUUUUAUCAUCGGUACCUGAUAGCGAAUCACUAGAGUCAUUAGUCGCUUUUUUAGCCGAAUGGACAAAUAAAUUUCCAUAUGAUUACCGCGAUGAGCGUAUGAUGAGCCAUGUUAAACAUAUCGUUGCCAGAUGUUCCCAUACACGCUUAGAAGCUACAGUUUCCGAAAUAUUGAGUGCCUUGCUAAAACGUUUGACUGAUUUGGAAAGACAUGAGGAAGAAUUGCGCUCCUGUCAAAUUACAGCUGACAAGUCUGAGACAAAGUUAUUUGAAUGCCGCACUUCAACACAAUAUGCACAAAUAUUAUGCCGCAUAGAAAAGAAGUUAGCCAAACAUAUAGGACCGGAAGAAUUUCUACAAUGCAGCAGUAAUAUACUAUUAGAUAAGCAGAAAAAAUGGGACCAACCAUGUUCGUUGGGUGGACCACCUGGAGCACAAGACCCCAAGAAGACUUGUAAUCUCGAGACAUACUUGGAUUGGUCGGCACGUUUACGGUUGUUUGUUUGCAACGAAAUAUUACAGUGCGGCGGUAUACGUGAUCGCAGUAAAACUGUCGAGCUUUGGAGUGGUGUAGCCCAGUAUUGUUUGUUGGUGGGAAAUUAUAACAGCGCUACCGCAAUACUAGAAACAUUAGAGUCACCACCUAUAGCACGUUUAAAAAUAACGUGGAGUAAAUUGCAAGUGACUUGUCAGCAAUUAGAUUGUAUGCAACGUCAUGCCGAGGGGCAUGGGAAUCUAUGGCAUAAACAGGCAAUCGUUUUAAAUGAAAAUCAUCAUUAUCAGCAGCAUCGUCAACGGCAGCAUGAACAGCUGCAACUACAACUACAACAACCAGGAAAAAAGCAAAAGACUGAAAUACCGAUGCUAACUGGUAAUGCCUCGGUCGUAUUACCAAAGUCACCGACAACAGCGAAUGCAACAGCUUUAACAAGUACCUCAGCCACCACAACAACGGAAGUUAAAACGGAAUCUCCAACAGUGUUGAAUGCGGCUUCUCGAAUAAAUUCGACAAGUUCACGCGUUUCAGCAGCCGUUUCACUACCCUUAUCCAGAAUAGGAACGUUAGAAACUACCACUUCAUCGUCAACGUCAACAUCACCGACAAUAGCAACAGCAACAUUACACAAACUUUCAACGGCCAGAACAGAUGACACAAUAUUGAAAGCCAGUGAUAGCAAAAGUAGCAUAACAUCGUCAUGUGGCGGAGGCGCCGGUGGUGUUUGUGGUGGUAGUAGUAGUAGUGGCAGUAGUAGAAAACAUGGUAAAGAAAUUUUAUCAAAUUUAACAACUCCAACAAUAACAGCAACGGCAACAUCACUGGCACUCAAAACAUCAACAAACACAACAACAACAACUUUAGGAACAUCAUCAACAGUAUCGUCAUUGCCAAACUCAUCGCAUAGUCAUACAUCACAUACUAAAACAGCAAUAACCUUAACAGCAACAAAGUCAUCACAGAAAAUUUCAACGGCAGACCCUAUCAAUAUAACGGCAGCAACAGCAGCAGCAGCAACAACAACAACAACAACAACAACAAUGAAACCAAAUGAUUGGGUUGUAAUUCCUGUGUUUGCGGAUAUUGUUAAAUUGGCACUGACAGGACGUGAAAAUUGCUUACAACGAUUACCGAACGGUGAUAUAAAUGUGAGUGCAUUCGAUCGUAUGGCGGCUAUUGUUGGAGCGUUUACUAAGCAUAUGCAUGCAGUAAAAACAACGGAAGCACCGACAAACAGUGAAUACGAAACAUUUUGUCGACACAUGCAGAAAAUAACAAAGAUGGCAGAAAAUGAUUUAAUGAUGGCUUCCUUUGACUGCGAAGAACCAAACAAUGCUGAAAAAUUGAUGUAUGAUUUAAAUUAAUAAAUAAAUGACACAUUUGUACGCACAUGUUAAUUUAUGUUACAUUUAAUGAAUUUAAUUUAAUGAAUGCAUAUAUUCAUUA
Molecule: messenger RNA, 4620 nt
Organism: Glossina fuscipes
Lineage: Eukaryota; Metazoa; Arthropoda; Insecta; Diptera; Glossinidae
Exons: 12
Coding region: 1908-4538 (876 amino acids)
Biological process (GO): positive regulation of GTPase activity; Ras protein signal transduction
Cellular component (GO): plasma membrane
Molecular function (GO): guanyl-nucleotide exchange factor activity
Source: RefSeq, a predicted model, not a curated record